Messenger RNA from Phodopus roborovskii (desert hamster), 2055 nucleotides. RefSeq names its product trichohyalin like 1 (gene Tchhl1). The transcript is spliced from 3 exons. Gene Ontology annotation, molecular function: calcium ion binding; transition metal ion binding. Lineage: Eukaryota; Metazoa; Chordata; Mammalia; Rodentia; Cricetidae. The record is from RefSeq and is a predicted model, not a curated record. The coding region runs from base 77 to 1984 and encodes 635 amino acids.
CACACAGCCCGCUGCCCCACAUUCCACUUGCUCUCACUCCUGAAGGAGGUAAGUAGCCUCUUCCACGUUUGUAAAGAUGUCAAAGCUGCUAAGAGGUAUCUUCUGUGUUAUUGAGACAUUCCACAAGUAUGCUAGCAAGGAUGGUGACAACAAGGCAAGCCUGACCCGCAGAGAGCUGAGACAACUUCUUGAGGGAGAAAUUGGGAACUGCCUUCAGCCACAGGUCUUUCAUGCUGUGGAGAAAAAGUUGAACCUUCUGGAUAUUGAUAGCGAUGGCACCAUCAGUUUUGAGGAAUUCCUUUUUGCAAUCUUCAGCUUAUUGAACCUCUUUUAUUUUGACAUAUCACUACUAAAUCCAGAACCAAGACUGAUGUCUAAGUCAGAGAAGAUGGAUGGUGUGGACUUUCUGGUGACUACCAGAAGGAGUCAGCAAAUAGUAGGGGUGAGACCAACUCAAGAAAGGCUGGUGUCUGCUUCAGAAAUCACAUCACCGGCUCAGCCAAGCCUUGAAGAAGGUGAGGUGGAUGGACACAAAAGGACAAGCCCAUUGGAAGACAUCAAGACACACAACCUUCCACAAAAGGUUUCUGAGCCCAAUGACCCUGAAAACCAACACCCAGAAGAAGACAGUCAGGAAGUCGCACAAGAUGUUCUAGCAACAGAAUAUGAUGGAGUCCAAUUUAAGGGAAAUAUGCCAGUAGAAGCAACCAAACAGAGCAACAGUCCAACACAGGUGAUCCCCAAAGAAGGAGGCAAAGUAGUCAGGAGGCAAAGUGACACCGAGGUAAGUGACCAUAUGGCACAGAGGCCAUCUGAAGAUGAGGAACAUGCUACAGGAAAGAGAAUUAAGAAACAUUCCGCAUCACAAGAUCCAUUCCCCCUAAAAGAAGACAGAGCCACAAUGGAGCACAAUGAUUUGCCAAUAGAAGCUGCUGAGAAACCAUCUCAGACACAGAAGUUUAUUGAGCUUAUGGAAGAUACCGGAAUAUCUGAAAUUGGAGAAGCAGGAAAGGAUGCUGGCAGAACACGAUCUGAAAUCACAAAUUUAGAGGACCCCAAGGCUGACAGUAGAACAUCUGAGACCCCAGAGUUGCCAGAGCAGGAAAGAAAACACGAAACACAGAACCCGUCUGCCCAAAGUGGGAGCAGAGAUGAUUCAGAAACAUCUAGCAUAGGCAAAUGUGAGGAGGGGCAGAAAGAACACAUAAAAAAAACUGGAUCCCCAGCACCAGAAGCCCAAACACAGGAUGAGAGCUGUCAAGAGUUCUCAAAGUCAUGGAGGGAAAACAGGGCUAAAAAGGGUUCUGGUACAAAAGGGCCAAGCUCAGAGGAAGGACAUCAGAAUCUCCCUCAACUUAAGGAGGGACACAUAUCAGGAAAAGAGUCAAGACACCGUGAGAAAGACAUAGAAGAUGCAUCUUUGAUCAACAAAGAGCGCCGUGCAGCUAAAGAGACACAGGGAACAAGAGGAAGGUCACAGGAACUGGCCCCACUUGAAAAGCAACCUCAAGGAAAAAGUCACAGGGCCACCAGGACUCAUGACAAGCCAGCCAGGAAGGAGGACCACAGUGAGGGGGAAGAUCCUGAGUUAGCAGUUACUCCGAGUGAUGAAGGCCCUUGUGAAACCCCCAGUGGCCUGGCUCCAGAGGUAGGCAACAGCAGCUCAGAUUCAAGUGAACCACAGGUACCAGGGGAUCUGCAGAGCCAGGUAGACAUGCAUGGAGAUGCUAAGCAAGGAAGUAAGGAUAACAACCCAGAUCACGGGAAGCAGGGAGCAUCAGGCCAGAGCAGCAGAGUGCAGGAGGCUGUAGAGUUGUCGAUCCAAGAAGACAGGCUCCCAGAGGGACAGGAACAGUCUAUCAGAGAGAAGCAGAGUGGUCUAGGGGUAGCUGUGGAGCCCAGUGAAGGAGGGGAAGUGCAGGAGUCCACAGCAGGAGGUGAAAACAGAAAGUCCCCAGAGUCAGAGAGCUCAGGGGCCCAGUGAGAUUACUAAAUGUUCAUCUAUGUGGCUUGCUGGGAACAUUGAAUUAAAGUUGAUAAUCCAUUGAUGAUCAA